AUGGCGGCCUCCAUCAGACGAGUUUGCAUCGCAUCUCCGCUUGUUAUUCGUGGGUUUUUAACGAAUACUGUGUGCUGUAAACCUGCUUUACAAUGUGUCUCUCAUGCCAAUAGCUCUUUAUAUUUCAGAAGUGCAGCCAAGCCUUUGUCAUUUGUCAGACUAUGUUCCUCUCAAGAGGAGGAUCCUAGUGUCGUCAAGAAAAAGGAGCUGACCGAAGCUGAUAUCGCUGCGGGAAUUGCUUAUCUGCAGAGUGAAGAUUACAUUGAGAGAUAUGGCAAACGGCCGGUCUUUGCUGAUUAUAGAAGGAACCACAAAGGCGGAGUAGCACCGAAGAAAACACGGAAAAGAUGUGUGCGAGGAGUGAAGCGAAUUAUCUCUGGCAAUCCAUGCCCUAUUUGUCGAGAUGAAAACUUGGUUGUUCAUUACAAGAAUGUGAGACUUUUGGAGCAGUUUGUUUGUCCCCAUUCUUACGAGGUCUACUCGGAUGAACGCACAGGAGUUUGUCAGGCACAGUGUAAAAUUCUCCGCAAAGCUGUUACUGAGGCCCAAGCAUAUGGUUUGCUUCCGAUGUCAUCUCCUUUUGUUCAGUACAACUACAGAGAUUAUUACGGGAAAGCGGCUGGCAUGAAAGCAUCAUGAUGACGACUUGUACAUAUCAGUAUCAUUAACAAAGAUUAUUAUCGGAAAACAUUCACUUCACUUUCUAGAUCUUUGCACUCCUCAGAAUCGAACUUCACACGUAAGUCCAAAGUGCAGUUAAAAUACAACAUAAGUUAAAAUUUAAUGAUUGAUUUGGACCUGUGACGCAUAACUUGUUGCUGGAUUGGAUCAGACUGCAACUUUGUAUUGUGUGAUAAACGCAAAAACAAACUGUUGUGAAAAAAGUUCAGGUUUUCGUUAAAAAAAAUUGCUGUUUUAUAGAAACCAGUUUUCCGAGAGAAGCUUCUCUUUUUUAACGGACUGUUUUUAAGUUUAAGUCAAACACUUGAUUUGGAAAGAAAAGUCCAGUAAAAGAACUCAUUUACUGCAAAGACUUAAUCAUAUUGAGUGUCAAAAGCUUACUGGCUUUAGGUUUUAUGCAAAAAAAAACACGUAAUCUAUGUGUUUGAUGAGAGUAAAUAAAGAAUUAAAAGUAUAUGAAAAUUCAAAUU
Messenger RNA from Asterias rubens (European starfish), 1151 nucleotides. RefSeq names its product 28S ribosomal protein S18b, mitochondrial-like. Bases 1 to 639 code for a protein of 212 amino acids. The transcript has 8 exons. Gene Ontology annotation, biological process: mitochondrial translation. The record is from RefSeq and is a predicted model, not a curated record. Lineage: Eukaryota; Metazoa; Echinodermata; Asteroidea; Forcipulatida; Asteriidae. Gene Ontology annotation, molecular function: structural constituent of ribosome. Gene Ontology annotation, cellular component: ribosome; mitochondrion.